This is a messenger RNA of Fraxinus pennsylvanica, 618 nucleotides long. The record is from the annotation of a GenBank genome assembly. NCBI's taxonomy places the organism in Eukaryota, Viridiplantae, Streptophyta, Magnoliopsida, Lamiales, Oleaceae.
AUGUUGUUCCUUAUAAUCUUAGAAAUUGUGGACAACUUCGUGUCAGCAUUGGUGGUCAGACUAGAUCAGCGCAGUGGAUUUAGUGUUCUUCGAUUAGAAGGGUAUGCAAAACUAAUUUUGAUCAGUACUCAUGGCCUCUUGAAAGGCCGCUGCCAGUCCUACAGAAGAUUCAAAGCUAAACUCAACCACCCUAGUCACCAACCAGCUCGUCCUCACUGUCUCCUCGAACAACAUGGCUCCCAAUUACGCCUUCUACGGGCCAUGAAUAAUUUAGUGUUGGAGCUGGAUAGUAUGACAAAAUUCGUGGAGAACUGUAAUAUUCAGGUGCCUAUGGAGGUUAUUAAUUUGAUAGAUGAUGGAAAGAAUCCAGAUGAAUUUACUUUGGAUGUGUUGAAUAGUUGUAUUCCCAAAAACCAGAUUAUUAAAGGCAAAACAGACACCUUCAAGAGCUUGAGAAGUCAUCUGCUUGAGGAACUGGAACAGACAUUUCCCGAUGAAGUUGAAGUUUAUACGGAGAUACAUGCAGCUUUUGCUGAGAGAAAACGGUUUGCACAAGCAGAAAGCACGUUACCAAAUGGUGAUGCGAAGGUGAACAAACUGAGUUGUGAGAACCAUUGA